This is a messenger RNA of Castor canadensis (American beaver), 1012 nucleotides long. It is a transcript of the gene Armc1, whose product is annotated as armadillo repeat containing 1. NCBI's taxonomy places the organism in Eukaryota, Metazoa, Chordata, Mammalia, Rodentia, Castoridae. Gene Ontology annotation, molecular function: protein binding; metal ion binding. The record is from RefSeq and is a predicted model, not a curated record.
ACCAAUGGGAGGGCAGGACCGACAUAGGUGCCAGGGUCACUCGGGGAGAGUGUGCAGAGCCUUCCCCGCCAGCGCCUUGGCUCUUGUGCUCCGUGAGUUAGGUCGGUUAUUCGCGAUUGCUCAGGCCCGCUGCUAACGCGGGGACUCGCUCCGCGCCGCCUGGGACCCCUACCUCAGGCGUGGCCCUGAUGGUGCGGCAGGCUCUGGACUCCUAAGCCUCUGGAGCGAGUUUAAGAUUUUGUAUAUGUGCAUGGCAUAGAAGAUGAAUUCUUCCUGUUCCACCAUGAAUGAAGAACCUGAUGCUCUAACAGUAGUUAACCAGCUACGGGAUCUAGCCGCAGAUCCAUUGAAUAGAAGGGCCAUCGUCCAGGAUCAGGGAUGUCUGCCUGGCCUUAUUUUAUUUCUGGACCAUCCCAACCCUCCUGUUGUCCACUCGGCUUUGCUCGCUCUUCGAUACCUGGCAGAAUGUCGUGCAAACAGAGAAAAGAUGAAAGGAGAGCUGGGUAUGAUGUUAAGCUUGCAGAAUGUCAUCCAGAAGACUACAACUCCAGGAGAAACAAAACUUCUUGCCUCUGAAAUCUAUGAUAUUCUUCAGUCCUCCAAUAUGGCAGAUGGUGAUAGUUUUAAUGAAAUGAAUUCACGUCGAAGGAAAGCUCAGUUUUUUCUGGGAACUACAAAUAAACGUGCUAAAACAGUAGUACUGCACAUAGAUGGUCUUGAUGAUACGUCUCGAAGAAAUCUAUGUGAAGAGGCUUUGUUAAAAAUUAAAGGCGUUAUUAGCUUUACUUUUCAAAUGGCUGUUCAAAGAUGUGUGGUGCGAAUCCGUUCAGAUUUAAAAGCUGAGGCUUUGGCAUCAGCAAUAGCAUCAACCAAGGUCAUGAAAGCUCAACAAGUUGUGAAAAGUGAAAGUGGGGAAGAGAUGCUGGUUCCAUUCCAAGAUACUCCUGUGGAAGUAGAAGAGAACACAGAGCUGCCUGACUACCAAGGGGCCAGUUUUCCAUUGUUGUGGUGA